AUGAAUAUCCGCAAGUACAUCUUGUACUCUUCUCAACUCAAUGUUCGACUGCGAACAACUCUAUAUUCUACGACAUCAGCCUCGUCUCUAUCAACAAUUGGAGAACCUUUCGGCAGCGGUGGCAGCAGGCUGAAGGGUCUCUUUGGUGGAUCCGGAUCCGAUCUGAUGAAUGAUCCAAGACCAAUUCAGAGAAUUCUUGCGAUGGUGGACAAACCAGUUCAAGAUGUUCAUGUGCUGUAUAUGGGGACUGCGACAUACGAUAUUCAGGCCUUUGAAUCGAGACAGACAGAUCGAUUUAGAGAAUUGAACUGUAAGAUUUCCGCUUUGAAAGUUGCACUGGACGAUUCCGUUCCUUUGGCAGACGCUGAGGAUCUGAUUGAUCAAGCCGACGUUCUGGUGGUCGGAGGAGGAAAUACUUUGUAUGCUCUGGAUCGAUGGACCAACUUAGGGUUGGUUCCUGCACUUCGGAAGGCAAUGGAACGCGGAGCAGUAAUAUCAGGAGGCUCUGCUGGUGCCAUUUGCUGGUUCGAUGGUGGUCAUUCUAAUUCCAUGGAUCCAGAUACCUACAAGGUCACGAGGCUGUCCAAAUUCGCGGGGUCGUCUUCGACCGCGAAGGAUGAAAGCUCAGUUGCCUCAUCAGAUGAUGUCAAGGAUUGGAAGUAUAUUCGAGUACCCGCGUUGGGAUUCUUGCCAGGCCUGCUAUGUCCUCAUCAUGACAGAGUACAGUCGAAUGGAAUUUUGCGAGCUGUUGAUUUUGACCGCAUGCUUUUGCGAUCACCUGACGAAUUGGGAAUUGCUAUUGACCACUGGGCAGCAUUGGUGGUAGAUGGGGAUUCCUACGAGGUCCUGUCGCUAGAGGGAAAACCUGGCUCUCUUCCAGCAGAUGGCGGAGGCGAAUUUGUUUCUGAUGGCGCUGGCAUACCAGGCAUUUGGAUUAAAGAAGUAGUGGACGGUAAGGUUCAACAACGCCCCUGUCCGCCCAAAGGGGCUACAUCGGACUUGUUGCGCGAAUGUACCGGCAAGAUGAUCAAUGACGAAGAAGCUCUGCGUAUCUGUCGCGAAGAGAAUCCUCCACCAAGAAAGUGA
This is a messenger RNA of Cylindrotheca closterium, 1086 nucleotides long. The record is from the annotation of a GenBank genome assembly. NCBI's taxonomy places the organism in Eukaryota, Bacillariophyta, Bacillariophyceae, Bacillariales, Bacillariaceae.